This is a messenger RNA of Colletotrichum spaethianum, 543 nucleotides long. RefSeq names its product 3-hydroxyanthranilate 3,4-dioxygenase. Gene Ontology annotation, cellular component: cytoplasm. The transcript has 3 exons. Gene Ontology annotation, molecular function: iron ion binding; 3-hydroxyanthranilate 3,4-dioxygenase activity. The record is from RefSeq and is a predicted model, not a curated record. NCBI's taxonomy places the organism in Eukaryota, Fungi, Ascomycota, Sordariomycetes, Glomerellales, Glomerellaceae. Gene Ontology annotation, biological process: 'de novo' NAD+ biosynthetic process from L-tryptophan; quinolinate metabolic process. The coding region runs from base 1 to 543 and encodes 180 amino acids.
AUGCUCGGCCCCCCUGUGAACCUGCCCAAAUGGCUGGAGGAGAAUUCUCACCUCCUCAAGCCCCCAAUUAACAACUAUUGCGUCUAUAAUGACGACUUCACGGUCAUGAUCGUCGGCGGCCCCAAUGCCCGGACAGACUACCACAUUAACCAGACGCCCGAGUGGUUCUACCAGUACAAGGGCGCCAUGAUGCUCAAGGUCGUCGACGAGGGCGUCUUCAAGGACGUCAUCAUCCGCGAGGGCGACAUGUUCCUCCUGCCCGGGAACACCCCGCACAACCCCGUGCGUUUCGCAAACACCGUCGGUGUCGUCCUUGAGCAGCGCCGCCCUGAGGGAUCGCUCGACCGCAUGCGCUGGUACUGCGAGUCGUGCCGCGGGGUGGUCCACGAGGCCGCCUUCCACUGCACCGACCUUGGCACCCAGAUCAAGGCUGCCGUCGAGGCUUUCAAGGCCGACCAGCAGGUGCGGACGUGCAAGAAGUGCGGCACCGUCGCAGAGGCGGCGCCGAAGCCCGGGUCGAUCAAGGAUCCCAAUUCGGAGUGA